GUGGAUGCGGAGAGUUUAGAGUUGCUGGCGGCGGAGGGCAGGAGGGGAGCCGGGCCGGGAACGGGGGCUGGCGGGCGCUAUAGCUGGGAGUAAGUUUCCAGGAUCUGGAGAGCCUGCACGCUAGCUCGCUCCCCCACCGACCCCCCGUCGCACCCCCCGAGCAGAGACUGGGCUUCCUGUCGUUUUGCCAUGCACUUGUUGCAGAAGCAGCCAAGGCCCCGGCUCCGGAGGAUGCGGAAGGAGGAAGGCGCCAGAGCAGCCCGGCCCUGAGCACACCACCCUCGCCUCCCGCAGCAGGUCUCCACUUCCCACCUGACAGCAGCAUGACGACAGCAUGACCCGGCGGCCGCAGGAGAAUUCCCCAGAGCCAGGCCCCCCGCUCAGCCACCUGCUGCCCCUGUCUGGGUGUGUGCAGCCUCUUCUCACCGUGGUGGUGUUUAGUCUGGACCUCAGCCCGGGAGAGGAUGUAACACCCCCCGCUCUACACAUGCGUGGUCCAGGCCAGCAGGAACCCCCGGCCCCAGCCACCCUCACAGCCAUGUCAGCCGUGGAGUAGUGUGGACACCUCCUCUCAGCUUCUCAGGGUUUCAGUCCUUUUGGGUUUUCUUCAUUUACCUUCUUUUAUGGUUUUGUGGCUGGACGUUGGCAACCAAGUCAGGCACCAUGGGGGAUCAGCAGUUGUACAAGAGCAACCACGUGACCCACGGUGGUGAGAACCUUUUCUACCAACAGCCACCCCUGGGUGUCCACAGCGGGCUGAACCACAACUAUGGGAAUUCAGUCGCGGGGGGAGGAAUGGAUGCCCCUCAAGCUUCACCCAUCUCCCCGCACUUUCCUCAAGAUACUCGGGAUGGUCUGAGCUUGCCCGUUAGCUCCAAAAACCUUGGCCAAAUAGAUACCUCGAGACAGGGAGGGUGGGGAGGCCACGCAGGGCCUGGCAACCAUGUCCAGCUCCGUGGCAACCUGACCAACUCCAACGUGAUGUGGGGGGCGCCGGCCCAGGUGGAGCCAGCCGAUGGCUAUCAGUACACCUACUCCCAGGCCAGCGAGAUCCGGACCCAGAAGCUCACCAGCGGCGUAUUACACAAGCUGGACUCCUUCACCCAGGUGUUUGCCAACCAAAACCUGCGAAUCCAGGUCAACAACAUGGCCCAGGUGCUGCACACCCAGUCGGCAGUGAUGGACGGAAACCCUGACAGUGCCCUCCGCCAGCUGCUGUCUCAGAAGCCCAUGGAGCCCCCGGCACCGGCGCUGCCCUCCCGCUACCAGCAGGUGCCGCAGCAGCCUCUCCCGGGUUUCACCGGUGAGCUGUCGAAGCCAACCCUGCAGGUCGGGCAGCACCCUGCCCAGGGGCACCUGUACUACGACUACCAGCAGCCCCUGGCCCAGAUGCCGAUGCAGGGAGGGCAGCCGCUGCAGGGCCCCCCAGUGCUGUCCCAGUCCGUGCCACAGAUGCAGCACCAGUAUUAUCCACAGCAGCCACAGCAGCAAGCAGGGCAGCAGCGUCUCUCCGUGCAGGAAAUGCAGCCGCAGGUUCCGCAGCAGCAGACCCGCCCGCCUCAGCCUCAGCCUCAGCCGCCACCACGGCAAGGUCCGAUGCAGAUACCUCAGUAUUAUCAGCCCCAGCCCAUGAUGCAGCACUUGCAAGAGCAGCAGCAGCCAUCGAUGCACCUGCAGCCCCCAUCUUAUCACAGGGACCCCUACCAGUACACCCCGGAGCAGGCGCACACUGUCCAGCUGAUUCAGCUGGGCCCCAUGGCCCCCUACUACUACCAGGAGCCCCAGCAGCCCUACGGCCACCCCCUCUACCAGCAGAGCCACCUGCCCCAGCACCAGCCGCGUGAAGACAGUCAGCUGAAGACUUACUCCAGCGACAGGCAGGCCCCAGCCCUGCUGAGCUCCCACGGGGACCUGGCACCUCCUGACACGGGAAUAGGAGACCCGGCCGGCUCGGACCUGACCCGGGUUGGCAAUGCCCUCCCGCACCGCCCUCUCCUGUCCCCCUCGAGCGGGAUCCACCUCAACAGCACGGGCACUCCGCACCCGCAGCCGUCUCCCGGUGCCAUGUGGCCUCAGAUGCAUCUACCUGAUGGGAGAGCCCAGCCAAGGUCCCCCGAGUCAAGUGGCCAGCCCAAAGGAGUGUUUGGGGAGCAGUUCGAUGCCAAGAACAAGCUGACGUGCCCCAUCUGCCUGAAGGAGUUCAAGAGCCUGCCGGCCCUCAAUGGCCACAUGCGGUCCCACGGGGGAAUGAGGGCCUCCCCCAGCCUCAAACAGGAGGAAGGAGAGAAGGCCCCGCCACCUCAGCCUCAGCCCCAGCAGCCACUGCCGCCUCCGCCUCCACCUCCGCCUCCGCCUCCUCCGCAGCUCCCUCCCGAGGCAGAAAGCCUCACGCCUAUGGUCAUGCCCGUGUCUGUCCCUGUCAAGCUUCUCCCGCCCAAGCCCAGCUCUCAGGGGUUCACCAACAGCGUUGCUGCCGCCCCCUCCACCAGAGACAAGCCAGCCAGCUCCGUGUCGGACGACGAGAUGCCUGUGCUCGUGAGGAUGACCCUCUCUCCCCCACACUCCCCCCAAGGGGCUGCCCCCCGUGCUCCCGCUGUGAGUCGCUGCUCUGCCCCCUGCCUCGGGUGGGGACAUCCCUUUGCUUUUUCAGAGAUAGGACAGUUCUUCCAGAGUCACUGGCCUGAGCUCAGACAUGCGCGCACCCCGAUCACGCCCACGCCGCGCGUGCUGCUCUGCCGCCUCAACAGCAUUGAUGGCAACAACAUGACAGUCACCCCAGGGCCUGGAGAGCAGACUGUGGACGUUGAACCACGCAUCAACAUUGGCUUGAGAUUUCAAGCAGAGAUCCCGGAACUCCAAGAUGUCUCUGCCCUGGCCCAGGACACACACAAGGCCACACUAGUAUGGAAACCCUUACCAGAGCUGGAAAACCAAGACCUCCAGCAACAAGUGGAGAAUCUUCUAAAUUUGUGCUGUUCAAGUGCAUUGCCCGGUGGAGGAACCAAUUCUGAGUUUGCUUUGCACUCUCUCUUCGAGGCCAGAGGUGACGUGAUGGCGACUCUGGAAGUGCUGCUGCUGGAGAAGCCAGUCAGGUUACAAUGUCAUCCUUUAGCAAAUUACCACUAUGCCGGUUCAGACAAGUGGACCUCCCUAGAAAGAAAACUGUUUAAUAAAGCACUGGCCACUUACAACAAAGACUUUAUUUUUGUGCAAAAGAUGGUGAAGUCCAAGACAGUGGCUCAGUGCGUGGAGUACUACUACACGUGGAAGAAGAUAAUGCGGUUAGGGCGGAAACACCGGACACGCCUGGCAGAAAUCAUUGAAGACUGCAUGACAAGUGAAGAAGAAGAAGAUUUAGAGGAGGAAGAGGAGGACCCGGAAGAAGACAGAAAAUCCACAAAAGAAGAGGAGAGUGAAGUACAGAAGUCCCCAGAGCCUCCACCAGUGCCUGUCCUGGCUCCCACCGAGGGACUGUCCCUGCAGGCCCCUGGCCAGCCCUCUGGCGCCUUCAUCUGUGAGAUGCCCAACUGUGGCGCUGUGUUCAGCUCCCGACAGGCACUGAAUGGCCAUGCCCGCAUCCAUGGUGGCACCAACCAGGUGACCAAGGCCCGGGGAGCUGUCCCCUCCGCGAAGCAGAAGCCAGGCGGCGCCCAGAGCGGGUACUGCUCGGUGAAGAGUUCGCCCUCUCACAGCACCACCAGUGGCGAGACAGACCCCACCACCAUCUUCCCCUGCAAGGAGUGUGGCAAGGUCUUCUUCAAGAUCAAAAGCCGAAAUGCACACAUGAAAACUCACAGGCAGCAGGAGGAGCAGCAGAGGCAGAAGGCUCAGAAGGCAGCUUUCGCAGUAGAAAUGGCAGCCACGAUCGAGAGGACUACGGAGCCAGUGGGGGCACCGAGGCUGCUGCCCCUGGGCCAGCUGAGCUUGAUCAAACCCAUCAAGGACAUGGACAUCCUCGACGAUGAUGUGGUCCAGCAAUUAGGAGGCGUCAUGGAAGAGGCUGAGGUCGUGGACACCGAUCUGCUCUUGGAUGACCAAGACUCAGUUUUGCUUCACGGUGACACGGAACUCUAAAGCCCUGUUUGUCGCUUCCAGACAGCAAGAACCUACGGCUUCCCUCCUCAUGAAUCAGGAAACCUGGACUGCCCACUUGUUUUGUAAACCCUUUCAAACUACCUGUUUAAAAAGUGGUUGUUUUAUUCAGGUUUAGAAAAAAAAAAUCCAGUUUCUUCUCCUCUUAUUUUUAUAACUGUUUCUGUUGGGGGUCGGGGGGAAUAAAUAAUUGGCACAGCUAUCUUUAAGAGGUGUUUCAUCUGGGCUACAUCCUCAUGGGGAAUGAACCUGACAUUCGUGUUCCAUUGCUCGUAGGUGGCAACCAUCCCGGAAGCCUUCUAUCGCAAAGCUUGCUGGGAGAAUGUGUACAUGUGAAUGCAUGAGACAGGCAGCCCUCUUCGUGCUGGGGUUCUGGGUCAUCUUGUCUACCUGGAGUUGUCUAUAUUCUGUUCUGACCUACCAGGAAGUCUUCUUUUCCCCCCACAAAAUAGCUCAGAAGAGCCUGUUCUUUUGUCUGUGGUCAGGGGAGGUCUGAAAUUACUUUGUGCCACUUGGACGUCCUGUGAAACCUCCACUGGGAUUUGGCUAACAUUCACACCUGGACUAAAGUCUAUCUAGAGGCUAGCUACGAAGAAUGAGUUUUCUAGGACAUAAGGACGGCAGAUAUGAGGGAAAUUGUGUUCAAAGCCAACAGAAACGGUUUCAGAUAUGCUUUAGCUACUAUUUGGCAUUCAAACCUGAAUGUAUUCUCUGUAAGUCACUUACCAAAGCAUUCCUAGACUUCACUAAGCUGCUAAGCUGCAUGACUUUGCUCCACCACCUCCUGCCCCUGGCAGCAGGGCUGCUAUUGAUACUUGAAGGCAAUAAAACCUAUAAUCCUUCAAAAAUGUCAUUGCCCAGGCUUUUGAACUGAGUCCAACUGACCCAGCCAACUGUUGGUGCAAAAGUCAGCCUGGGGUGCAGCCCCUCACCGAGAGGACCCUGCUCCUCUCAGCGCCUUGUCCGUGUUUGAGCAUACUUUCUUUGGGGGGUACGGGGAUCGAACUCGGGACCUUGUGCUUGUGAGGCAGGCGGCAGACCCACUGAACUAAAUCCCCAGCCCUUCUUGUCAGUGUUAAUGCUGUGUUGUCCCUACUCCCAGGUCCCCCUUCUUAGGGAAACUCAUUCCCCAGCCCCAUGGGAGUGGCUGGCUGGCACACUGACAGGCUGACAGUAGAGAGACUAUCAUCGGAGGCAAGGGUGGGAACGGGGCAUCCUUUGAAUUCAGCUCCUCAGGAGCGUUUAUCACACACCCAUGGGACCAGUUGCAGUCCAGCACAGCCCCCAGGCAGGGGUUUCUGAAUCUCAGGAAGGCCACAGACAGAGGAAAGAUAGAUUCACUCUGUUUUGAUUGUUUUGUUUUCAGAGAAGUUGUCUUAGAGAUUUCCUUCAUCUUUCCUUUAGGAGAAAAAGAAAAGUUUGCUCUCUUUCAACAGGUUGUUCUAUCUUGUGUUUUACUGAAGUAGCUGGGCACUGUGCACCGGCUUCCGGCAGAGCUAGGAUAGAACCCUUCUAGAGGCCAACUCACUGGCCGGUGGAGAUGUAACCUGUUCCCAUGGGUGUCUGAGGGUGAGUCCGGAACGGUUCUAGCAAAGCUCAUCCAGCAGAGGAGCAAAUGCCCAGAACAAUGCUCAGAAAGCACAUUUCCUCUUGUUCGGAGAUUUGCCCAGUUCUUCCAGUUUUAAGCAUUAGAGAUGAGUUGAGUUGUCACAGUGAAGACGAGAUGCACAGUUUGAUUUUAAUUUUCCCUGCACUACAGUGUAUGGAUCUCUGACUUGAACUAACCAAAGAACUCCUCCUUAAUGGGACAGUUCGAACACCUAAAUGAGUAUUUCUCAACUAUCAACUGAAAAAAUUGACUUCCUUUAAAAUAUUGCACUUGUUUUUUUCCUGAAAUGAUUCUGCCUGCGUGUCUGUGCUGUGUCUCAAAUCUCUCCCCGCAGCCCACCCCAGAAACUUUCCUUCCUGACUGUCCAUGUCUUCAACAUGGUUACCUGUUUACGAUCAGAUGGUUUUUUCAUUCGUGAAUUUAGACCUCUUCGAGAAAGCUUGUAUAUAAAAAAGUUAACAGAUAUAUUUUAUGGAAAAACCCAUCUUAUUUUCAAAUAUAUUUAACUGCUGU
Molecule: messenger RNA, 6214 nt
Organism: Fukomys damarensis (Damara mole-rat)
Lineage: Eukaryota; Metazoa; Chordata; Mammalia; Rodentia; Bathyergidae
Gene: Trerf1
Product: transcriptional regulating factor 1
Exons: 18
Coding region: 664-4074 (1136 amino acids)
Biological process (GO): regulation of transcription by RNA polymerase II; negative regulation of DNA-templated transcription
Cellular component (GO): transcription regulator complex; histone deacetylase complex
Molecular function (GO): transcription corepressor activity
Source: RefSeq, a predicted model, not a curated record